Messenger RNA from Brachypodium distachyon (stiff brome), 1416 nucleotides. RefSeq names its product protein STRICTOSIDINE SYNTHASE-LIKE 10. Lineage: Eukaryota; Viridiplantae; Streptophyta; Magnoliopsida; Poales; Poaceae. Gene Ontology annotation, molecular function: strictosidine synthase activity. Gene Ontology annotation, biological process: biosynthetic process. The record is from RefSeq and is a predicted model, not a curated record. The coding region runs from base 221 to 1246 and encodes 341 amino acids. The transcript has 3 exons.
CAUCCCUACUUCUAUUCCCGGACGGACAUGGAAAUCAAAGCCGAGCAGAUCACGGUACGAUCACACCGCUGCAGCCGAGCUCGAGUGCGAUUGCCGUACAAGUUCGAGUCGGAAAGAAUCAAGCUCGUCAGACAUAUAAAGGACAGCCAGAUCCCACACUUGGCCACACAAAAAAAGAGAACUCGAUCACCGGCGAUCGAGGCCGGCCAAGUCGAUCACCAUGGCGCGCAACUUCGCUACGACGGCGGCAGCGGCUCUCCUUCUCGUCGCCCUCGUCUCGCUGGUUUCCUCGUGCGCCGCGGCGCAGGUCAAGACGAGCGCGACGCAGUGGGGCCUCCACCUCCCCUUGCCCAGCGGCGUCACCGGCGCCGAGAGCCUCGCGUUCGAUGCCAACGGCGCAGGCCCCUACACCGGCGUCUCCGACGGCCGCGUCCUCAAGUGGGGCGGCAGCGCCGCCGGCUGGACGACGUUUGCUCACAAUGCCAAUUACAGGAAACUCCCUUUGUGCGUGUGGUCGGUGGUGCCGUCGGAGGAGACGGAGAGCCUGUGCGGGCGCCCGUUGGGGCUCGCGUUCCAUAAGAGCUCGGGGAACCUGUAUAUUGCCGAUGCGUACAAGGGGCUCAUGAAGGUUGGCCCGGACGGUGGCGAAGCGGAGGUGCUCGCGACCGGGGCGGAUGGGACGGCGUUUAACUUUGUCAACGGCAUUGACGUUGAUCAAUCUACUGGUGAUGUGUAUUUCACGGAUAGUAGCUUGACGUAUCCGCGCAGGUUCAACAUCGAAAUCAUGAUGAACGCCGAUGCAACCGGACGGUUGUUGAAGUACGAUGCAAAGACGAAACAGGUCAUGGUAUUGAAGGACGGCUUAGCCUACCCCAACGGCGUCGCAGUCAGCCACGACAUGUCAUAUGUUGUUGUGGCUCACACCGUGCCGUGCCAGGCCUUCAAGUACUACCUGAAAGGACCCAAUGCUGGCCGCUACGAGCUAUUCGCCGACCUGCCAGGCUACCCGGAUAACGUGAGGCGUGACGGCCACAAUGGCUACUGGGUCGCCUUGAACCAAGAGAAGGCGCACCCAAACGCGACGGCUCCCGUCAAGCACUUGGUCGGGGUCCGGCUCAACGCUGAUGGUGUCGAGGUCGAGGAAUUGACGGCGGCCAAGGGUGUGACUCUCAGUGAGGUGCAGGAGCAAGAUAGCAAGUUGUGGUUGGGGUCCGUGGAACUAGAUUACGUGGGCAUUGUUGCCUGAUCUGUUUACCUUGUUGGUCUUUUGUAAACUGUAGUGUUAUUAGUGCAGAACUGCGCAUAGCUUCUAUUGGUUGAACUAAUUAGCAGGUUGCUUUUCUCGAAUUUGGUUGUUGCGUGCGUAUUUUUGUUUCUGUUCUUCAUCUGGGUAUUUCAACUUUUGUUUCCGUUCUU